Messenger RNA from Meloidogyne enterolobii, 1006 nucleotides. The record is from the annotation of a GenBank genome assembly. NCBI's taxonomy places the organism in Eukaryota, Metazoa, Nematoda, Chromadorea, Rhabditida, Meloidogynidae.
UUUUUUUAAGUUAAUUAUGUCAGAGCAAAGCAGCGGAAACGUUGAGUGGGAUUACGAAUCUUUAGGUCUUUCUUAUUCUGUGCCUGUUCACAUGGCUGCUGGUGCCGUAGCUGGUAUGGCAGAGCAUUGUGUUAUGUUCCCUUUGGAUAGUGUGAAGACGCGGAUUCAAUCUCUUUGUCCGUGUCCUGAGUGGGAAUGUCCAACACCUUUUCAUGGAGUUGCUUCAAUUGCGAAAAGAGAAGGGUUUAGAAGGACGCUUCGUGGAAUUAAUGCCGUUGCUUUUGGGUCGAUUCCGGCACAUGCCUUGUAUUUCACCUUUUAUGAAAAAGUCAAGGGCAUGCUGACUGGAAAUACUUAUGGCCAUUCUAAUACGGUGUCUUAUGCUCUUGCUGGAGUUGCUGCAACAGUUGUCCACGAUUUAAUAAUGAAUCCAGCCGAAGUUAUCAAACAACGAAUGCAAAUGCAUUAUAGUCCUUAUGGAGGGUCGUUGGAAUGUGUGCGUUGUAUUUACAAAACUGAGGGUAUUUCUGCAUUUUACCGGUCAUAUUCAACACAACUUUUGAUGAACAUACCUUUCCAAGCAGUCCAUUUUAUGAGCUAUGAAUUUUGGCAACAGUUAAUAAAUCCAAGCCAUCGUUAUGACCCAAAAAGUCAUUUACUUUCCGGUGGACUUUCUGGAGGUCUCGCAGCAGCAUUGACGACUCCUCUAGAUUGCAUUAAAACGGUGUUAAACACCCAACAGUCUCCACAACCAUUGUUAGACCAAAGAGGGUCUAUUCUAUAUUUUGGAGGUUCUUAUAGAGGUGUUUUCGAUGCCAUUUGGUCAAUUUAUUCAAAUCGCGGAUUUCUCGGUUUCUUUUCUGGUAUUCAAGCAAGAGUUUUAUAUCAAAUGCCGGCAACAGCUCUAAGUUGGAGUGCUUAUGAAUUAUUUAAAUAUUUGCUUGGAGAAAGGACUUGUGUUGAUAUUUAUAGCAAAAAUGGAUUGUUGUCCUCAAAUAGUUGUUGA